Miscanthus lutarioriparius is the source of this 1716-nucleotide messenger RNA. Lineage: Eukaryota; Viridiplantae; Streptophyta; Magnoliopsida; Poales; Poaceae. The record is from the annotation of a GenBank genome assembly.
AUGCCGCCGACCCAUGGAUCACCCACUCCGUCGUCCUCUGUGGCCGGAGAGGCAUCGACGUCGUCUGUGCUGACUCCAGUUCAGCCUGUAGCGCCGGCGUCGGUGCCGGUAGCAAAUCCUGCGAGCCUUGCUGAAGUGACUCUGCUACGGACUGUCUCUCCAACGACGAUGGUGACGCCUGAUCAGCAGAAAACGUACAUGCAUGGUCCCUUGUUGAUAGAAGAAAUUGUGCCCAAUGAAGAGCUGCGUUUUGAGAGCAGAGAUGAAGCAGAGGAGUUUUACAAGUUCUAUGCGAGUAAGGCAGGAUUCGACGUGCGCAUAACCAAGACUAGGAAGACGGUUUUGGAGAUGAGUUGCAAUAAACAAGGGCAUUGGGAUUAUUAUAAGCCUGGUGAGGAGAGAGUUCGAGAGAAAAUGUCAAUGAGGUGUGAAUGCAAGGCAUUUGUGAAGGCUAAAUGGAACCAGAAGAAGGGAUAUUGGUUUUUUGAGAGGAUACGGAAAGCUGCAGUGACCAAGGCAGAGAGAGAAAAUGAUAUUCCCAAGUUGCUCGAGUUCUUCAAGGAGAUGAAGGCCCAUAAUGAAUAUUUCUACUAUGAUUUGCAGGAUGAGCAAGCUGAUACAUUUGAGUGGUUGUUUCAAGCAUUCCAAGACUGCAUGUUAGGGAGUCGAGAUCAUAGAUGUAUACUUACAGACCAGGAUAGUGCGAUGGCUGCCGCAGUCAAAAGGGUGUUUAAAAAAACACAACAUAGGUUGUGCCGUUGGCACAUGCUGAAGAAGUAUCGAAAUGAGCUUAAGAAAUUGUAUAAGUUGAAUGAGGGUCUGAAGAUAAAGUUGCUAACAGUAAUCAAUCACCCACUUAUGCAUAUCGAGUUUGAGGCAGCAUGGAAUGAGCUGGUAGAUGAGUAUGGCAUAUGGGAAGAUGAAACUAUCAAGGGUCUUUGGGAUAGUAGGAAGUUGUGGGUUGCAACUUACUUCAAACCCUUGUAUUGUGGAAGGAUGACGUCUACACAAAGGAGUGAAAGCGUGAAUAGGAUGCUCAAGAGCAGGCAUUUCACAGGCCACAUGACAUGCAUGAGCAAAUUUGCCCGCAAGAUGCUUGAGUUCAUUCAACACACAAAUCACACGGCGGCAGGAGAAACCCAUUGGUCACAGGCUAAUGUGGAAGAAGGUAGAUACACAUGCGAGUGCAAGACAUGGGAGCAUACAGGCUUGUUCUGCGCCCAUCUUAUUAAAGCUUUCACCUACCAGCAAAUUGAAAAUAUACCUUCGAAAUACAUAAUGAAGAGAUACACCAAAGAUGCGAGGAUGAUGGUAACUUGGGACAGGCAUGACAUAGCUAAUAUGGGAACAGAUUGUGAAGACGAGAGGUACGCAACAAGAAAGUUGGUAGAUUUAGCAAUGAUGGCCGUAAGGGCGCUCCGCAAAACAAGUAUUGGGGUUGAGAGAGGAAGCAAGGAUCUGCAAGCAUUGGCUGAGUGGGGUGAAUCAGUUGCGGUAGGUACUGGACCAUCGCAGAUGGGGAAUCUUAGAAACGAAGAAAAUGUGUCAGAUGGAAUAAGAGGACCUGAAGUUCCUACGGUCGAUGAAGUAGUGGCAAAUGAUACGGAAGAGGAUCCUCAUUCUCCUGCAAUUGGAAAAGACACGCUAAUUUCGGAAUGUGCGCUGAAGGGUGCUAGUACAAAGGGGAGGAAGUGCAAAGGGAAACAGAUAGUCUGA